Molecule: messenger RNA, 1497 nt
Organism: Nerophis lumbriciformis (worm pipefish)
Lineage: Eukaryota; Metazoa; Chordata; Actinopteri; Syngnathiformes; Syngnathidae
Source: RefSeq, a predicted model, not a curated record
AUGAUUUGGUUUAAUGGGUCCAUACCGGACGCCAUUAAUUUGGCUAAACAGAAGAGUUUUGUCUUCGUCAUCGUCAUUAUAGGUGAAGAUGAGCAGUCGUCAAACCUGAUGUCCAGCUGGGAAGAUGACAUUGUCUUGGAGAUAGCUCAAAAAAGUUGUGUGGCAAUAAAAGUUGACGCAAACAGUGACACCUGUUUGCAGUUCUCACAGAUCUAUCCAGUGGUCUGCAUUCCCUCAAGUUUUUUUAUUGGGGAAAAUGGUAUUCCUUUGGAGGUCAUUGCUGGGAGUGUAACUGCCACAGAACUGCGACUUAGAAUCGAAAAAGUACAACAGAUGCAUGCACAAAAAAAUGGCACUGGCAUGGUAUCACAGGAAACAACUGCCACUAUGACGGCCAGCCCAACACAACCUACCAUGAAUGCACACUCAGCUCCUGCAGUGUCCACAGAUGAGUUCAGGAGGCCCUCAGCAGUGGAGGACUUGGCACCUAGAGAGGCUACUGAAGAAGCUACGUGUGGCCCAUCAACUAUGACUACUACUGCAGCAGGUGGAUAUCCAGAUCCCACAAGUUCACGUUUGAGUGAAGAAAACGUGGAUGUACAAAGAAUUAACAUGAACAUGGAUGACAUACAUCAGCAAAAGAUGACAUUGGAAGAGGAGAAUCAGAUCAGAAAGCCAAUGAAAAAGCAAAAGAAUAUGCUUGACCUUAAGAGGGAAGAGAAUACAAAGCGACUACUGGAAGAGAGGAAGCAAGAAAGGGAGUUUGAUCAGGCUGCAAGGGAGAGAGUCAAACAACAAAUUGCUAUGGAUCGAGCUGAAAGAGCAGCCCGUUAUUCCAAAUCUCUUGAGGAGGCGCAGCAAGUAACACAGGCCAAACAGACAGAGAUUGAUGCAAAAAAGGAUACUGUUGUGAGACAAAGGAGUACCAUCACAAGGCUGCAGUUUCGCCUCCCGGAUGGUUCAUCAUUCACAAACCAGUUCUCCUCACAGAGCACACUUCAGGAAGCUCAUCAGUUUGUUAGUCAGGAAGUUGGAAACCGGUAUGGCAACUUUUCCAUGGCCACCAUGUUCCCGAGAAGAGAAUUUACCAAUGAAGACCUGAAUAGGACUUUCUUGGAGCUGGAACUUGCUCCUAGUUCAUCUAUUGUUAUUCUGCCUUGCGGCAGACCUUCUACGGUUGUUCCAUCUCCUAGUGGUGGGACGUGGGGUGUCCUGAGCACUUUGUUCUACCCUGUUCUCACCAUAUGGCGAUUCCUCAUGUCCUUCCUGUUUCCAACCCCACCACAAGAAACAUCAAGGAGUUCUUCUCCCCCGUCUCAGUCUCACACCAAUUCAGCAACACCCUCUGAUAAACCAAAACGGGAAUCUCUUUCUACACCUUUGGAAAAGGAGCCCAAGAAUUUCAAGAAAGAUGGUAAAAUAUGCCAGCUCAGGGCUCAAGAGGACAGUGAGGAUGACAACAACACCUGGAAUGGCAACUCAACACAGCAAAUGUAG